GGGCAUGAGGAGAGGCAUUACUGGUGCAGCCCAACCUGUUCUCCUGGUUGUCAUCCAGCUUGUAGGCAUUUAACUGGCAGAGUCUUCCCAUCCUUGUGACAGAGCAGACUCGACAGGCUAAAGAGGAGACCGAUCUGGCUGGGCUUUCCUUAGGUGGAGGCGGGCGUCCCACGAAGCAGUACACAAGCUACAUCUGCAGAGCACCUUCCGGGGCAUGUCUUUCUAAACACACCUAAGAGAUCAUGAGCGCAGACAGCAUGAGCGGCUUUUACGAAAGCCCGCUGGUGGAGAACGCCGGGCGAGGAGCGCUCAUCGGAGGGAUCCCGGACGGCACGUUUGUCGGAUCCAGCGCUGCGCAGACAGGGGAAGAUGUCGUAGCGGCCACCAUACACCUGGAUCACCUCAGCCGAAAUGAAGUGCAGAACAUCCUGAGGGCACUGCAGCCAUACGGCAACAACAUGAAGGUGGUGACAAAGAAGGAGCUCGGCGCCGAUGCCAGCCCCAGCUCCGAGGGAUUAGGCCUUCAAGGCCCACCAGAGAUGCUCAGUGGUGACUCCGUCGAGAGCAAUCUGUCUACAUCAUCAGCUGAGAACCAUCUUUCUUCUCUUGAUAGCAUGAGAGCAAAGUUACAUGCCUCUCAGACCAUUGGGAGGGAAUACAAUGAGGUUCCCAAUGUGAAUCUCACUGCAUUGUCAGCUGGUGCUGGUGCUGAGGCUGGGGCUGGGGCUGGGGCCGGGGCCGGGGCUGGGGCCGGGGCCGGGGCCGGGGCUGGCUUUACGCUACCCUCCCCUGCAAAGGUUGGUCCAGAUCUUGAUGGCACCCUCACAGCACCCAAAGUCAGUUUGGCCACUCCCCAGCUCAACAAUCACAGUGCUGCUUCACUUGAUAUGGACAAAGCACAAGUCAAGACAGGUAACCUCCAUUACAAAGCGCCCCACUUUACAAUGCCAAAAUUUGAUGUACCACAAGGAGAUGGUGGUCUAAAGCUUCCCUCUGUUAAUGGAGGAACAAAGGGCCUUCAUCUCUCUUCGCCCAAUUUAGACAUGAAUGGAACAAAUGUCGAUCUGAAUGGACCAAAAGUGGAUUUCAAUGCUCCUGCUGUUAACUCGGGAACCCCAAAUGCUGACAUUGGCGUAUCAUCAGAUCCUUUCAAGCGGCCACACCAAAAGUGGAAGCUGAAGAAGCCCAAGCUUCAUGGUGCCAAAACUGAUCUGGACUUUGAUGCAACAGUCCCCCAAGUGGAGGGUGCAUUCCAUGCAUCAAAUGUGAACUUGCCAAAUGCUGACCCCGAUUUAGACAUUCAACAGCCGCAUUUGGAUGGUAAAUUUGUCUGGCCUCAUUCCAAAUGGAAGAAACCCAAACUCAAAGGCCCAAAGGCCGACUUAGACCUACACCAACCUUAUGUGCAUGUGUCAACUCCAAAGCUUGAAAGUGGCAUUCAUGCUCAAGUGGACCUCCCGAAAGCUGACUUAAAAGGUCCCAGUUUAGAUGUUGAGACGCCACAUGUUGGCCUUGACGCUCCGUCGGUGAAAAAAAACUGGCACCUGAAGUUUAAGAGACCCAAAGUACCUGAUGCGAAACUGGACACAGAUGUGAGUACACCAGACAUUGGCCUUGAUGGUAAUAUGAGUGUACCAGGAGUUGACCUGAAUUCACCCGAACCGGGUUUAGACGUGAAUGCACCGAGUGUGGACGUUGAUGCUCCAUCAGGUAAAAUCAGGUUUCCAACUCUGAAAAAGUUCUGGCUUGCCGGACCCAAGGUGAAAACCCCGAGUGUUGAUCUUGACGCUGAUAUGAAAGCCCCUGACCUUCAACUUUCAACUUCACAGCCUUCGCUUCUGGCCCCCGAUCUGAAUUUACCUAAAGCCGACGUUAAAGUGCCUGAUGUCGAUGCUUCUGGAAAAAUCAAAUGGCCUACCCUAAAAAAGCCCAAAUGGUCUCUGUCGGGUCCAAAGGUGAAUGGUCCAGAUUUGGAUGCUCGUGCUUCUACAUCUGACCUGAGUCUCACCUCUCCAAAGUUUGACGGUGAGCUGACCGCACCGGAUCUAGAAGUCAAAACUGCUGAAUUGAAUGGACCCAAUCUAGACAUCAACGGUCAUGCCCCAUCUGGAAAAUUCAAAUGGAUCAAGAAACCCAAGUUUGGUACGCUGAUGGGUCUAAAAUCUGAUGUCGACAGUGAGAUCAAGGUGCCGGAUGUGGAGCUCAAGACACCCGAUGUCAAUUUAACGACACCGGAUGUGGAUCUUUCGCCAAACGUUCGAGCUCCGGACCUCGAUUUCAGCACGCCAAAGGCUAACAUCAGCGGCCCUGAUUUAGAUCUCCACACGUCCGCUCCAAACAUUGACCCGAUUGAUGGCAAAGUGAAGUUCCCAAAAAUAAAAAUGCCCAAAUGGCCAAAAGUCAAAGGCUCCUCAAAUAUUGAUGCCAAUGUUGAUGUUCCUAAUUUAGACGUGGAUACGCCCAAAGUCGAUUUAAAUGCACCUGAUGUGUCCUUGUCAACACCAAAGCUCGGAGGUAGUCUUGAUACAUCCGAUGUCAAUCUGCAGUCUCCAGAACUUUCGAGCGGGCAUUUCAAGUUUCCCAAACUGAAAUUGCCGACAUUGUCAAAGGUCGGAAAGCCCGAUGUUGAUAUUGAUGCGAAUGUCAAGGCUCCACAACUCCACAUGGCUCCUAUUGCUCUAGAUACAGAAGACUUGAAUAUUUCUGCUCCCAACAUUGCCGGUGGCUUUGCUGCUCCAAAUGUAAGUCUCCCUAAAAUGGAUUUAAAUGGUGCACAUAUAGCCAAUGCUGAUUUGGGAUUACCACGAUUGAAUCUUUCUGGCCCUCAAAUUACAAACUCAGGGCUGGACAUGAACCUGCCCCAAGCAGAUGUUAAGGGACCCAGUCUGCAUCUGCCUACGGUACCCGAUGCCGAGGUGAAAGAGCCGGACCUGAGCCUUGGAAAUGUCCAUGUGGCCAACGUUGGCACCAAAUUGCCAAAGGCUACCUUGGACGCACCUGAUGUCGAGCUCAACGGUCACGUACCAGAUGUGGGUAUGGACUUGCCGAGUGCAGAGCUUAAAGGCCCGGAUGCGCAGUUGAAAAGCCCAGUCGUAGGCUUGGAUUCCCACAGAGCGGACUUUACCUUGCCUCACUAUAAGCUUCCAAAGCUGGACCUUUCAAGCCCUGGAGUUGAACUUCCCAGUGUUCAUCCCUCACUUCAGGCUGGACUGGACACACCCCGGGUGGACAUCGGUACGCCGAAAGCAGAUGCAAACACGGUAGAUUUAAGUGCUCCAAAGGUUGAAGGGAAGAUAAAAGGAGCAGAAAUAGAUGUGGAAGCUCCAAAGGUAGACACGGGUCUUGAGAAACCCAAAUUACCACAUUUUAAGGUUCCAAAACUAAAUUUCUCAGGAUCCAAAAGUACAAGCGUCAGUCCAAAGCUGUCGUCGCUUGACGGCGAAAUGUCUUCCCCUGAAAUGAGCACCGACAGUCCUGACAUAGCAAUCAGAGCUGGAGAUGGUGCAAUCCAAGGUUCUCCCAAAAGUAAAUUUAAGUGGCCCUUCAAAUGGGCAUUUCGAUCCAACUCGCUGGAGACGGAGCACGAAAGCAACGCUGAAGCGGACGCUCCCAAAUUCCGAUUGCACACUUUGCCCAGAAAUUGCAUUGAGAGCAAGAAAGAAACUCCAGAUAUCUUUCACCUGUCACGAUCUGACCACGAGGCCAAGGAUUAUAUUGUCAGCAAAGGGAUCCGUUUAGCGGUCCGGAACGCACCGUCGACAAAUGGAGAAAGGGUAGACGUCAUGGAGAGGUUGAGAAUGGCAAUGGAGAAAGCCCCGUCGUCCAACACCUCACCGACAGAGGAGAAAAGCGCCAGCCUGCAGGCUCUCCGUGCCUCUGGAGAUGCGGUCGACUCCGGUUUUGUCCCUCCAGGAGGGACUUUGGAAGUGGAAAAGCCGCAGUGCCCGCUGGGCUUGAUCCAGCCUCCGAGGCUCGCCCACGAAGCCGACGAAAGUGACAAAGUAUCGUUAGGCCUCUCCAACAUGCUGGGACUUGAGGUGUAGAAUUCCCAUUGAAAUGAAAACGGCUCUUUCUCAAAACCAUGUGCAUAUCCCUCUUAUAUUUAUUAUAUACAGUGUGUCUGGAUUUGUAUCUGUUGUCAAAGAUUGAUCGACAAAUGUGAUCUACUUUCCUUGCGUACUGCCUUUUUGGACACUUAACGCUUUCCCUUUCAACAAGUAACAUUGUCCUUUUAAUGAAGUAACUGUGAAUGCAUGUGAUUGAAUAAAAAGAGCAGUAUAUAUGAAAAGA
Syngnathus typhle (broad-nosed pipefish) is the source of this 4290-nucleotide messenger RNA. Its product is annotated as neuroblast differentiation-associated protein AHNAK. The record is from RefSeq and is a predicted model, not a curated record. Gene Ontology annotation, cellular component: cytoplasm; nucleus. Lineage: Eukaryota; Metazoa; Chordata; Actinopteri; Syngnathiformes; Syngnathidae. The transcript has 5 exons. Gene Ontology annotation, biological process: regulation of RNA splicing. Bases 243 to 4043 code for a protein of 1266 amino acids.